AGGAGCUCAGGAAGUGCUCACAGCCGCUCAGACAUCUCAGAGCCUCGUCCCAGGCAGCACCAAGGCUGAGGCACCCCGGGAUGAGCGUGCCUUGGCCUGGGCCCUGGGGUGGCCAUCAGGUCAGGAGGCCCCGGCACUGCGUACAGCCAUAGCUGCCCCUCUGGAAGCCCGGGCUCCUGCAUCCAAGGAGUCUUGAGCUUAUGUCUUUCAGGACAGUGCUUCUUCCAGAGCUGCCAGUGGAGUUGCCCACGGCUCUUGGAAGCCUGGCCCAAGGCUGAGAAAAGUGACAGAGGCCCACUACAGUUGAGUAGAGCCACGUGGGGUGCCCAACUGCCCAGAGCGGGUACCGGCCAGGGCCUCAGGCCAGUAUCUCCGUAGAAGACCACAGGGAGAGCAGCCGGAGGGGCAAGCCAUCACCAGCAGCUCCUCGCGGCGGAUGGGGAGCGAGUGAGGUCCAAAACACACCCCGGGCCACACAGGGCCAUGGAAGCAGCAGUGAUCGGAAUGGUGGCUGUGCUCUUCGCGGUCACCGUGGCCAUCACCUGCGUCCUCUGCUGCUUCAGCUGUGACGCAAGGAGCCAGGAUCCUCAGGGGGCCCCGCGCCCCAGCUUCACAGUGGCCACGUUCCACCAGGAGGCUUCUCUCUUCACUGGGCCAGGUCGCCAUGCUCAGCCAGUGGCAGGUGCCCGGGACUUCUGGACCUUCAUGUGAAAUUUACCAGCCCCCAGGAUUUGCGCUUGUUGUUUAGUCACUCAGUCGUGUCCGACUCUGUGACCCCAUGGACUGUAGCCUGCCAGGCUCCUCUGUCCAUGGAAUUCUCCAGGCAAGAAUGCUGGAGCGGGUAGCCAUUCCAUUCUCCAGGGAAUCUUCUUGACCCAGGGAUUGAACCCAAGUCUCCUGUAUUAGCAGGUGGAUUCUUUACCACUGAGCCACCUGGAAGGCCCAGGAUUUGCUCUGCUGCGGGUCAGACUCCUCUUCCCCCAGCAAGCCUUCUCUGGUGACCCACUCCUCCAGCCUGGCAUUUCUGUCCUGUCCAGCCUGUAUCCAGAAGACUCCUGACCCAUCCUAUUCCAGCUUGCCAUGCCCUCCAGCCUGGGAGAUCUAUGGUGAUGGGACCAGUAGGAGUCAGCUCUGACCCCUGAGAGCUCAGCCGGACCCUACCCACAGGGUGGGGCUUACGAGAGGUCGAGAGUGAGUGACCAGGCAAUACUGGAUGGCAUGGUGGGCCAGCUCUUCUGAUCUACAAGAUGCAGUGAACUAUCACUGGACUUUAUUGUGAAGAGAGUGUUGGUUAUCUCAAGAUGUCCCAGGAUGCCUAUGAUGCUGCUGGUUCUAUUGCCACCAGAGGAAGCAGCGCCCUCAAGUGGACAGUUUCAGAAACCACUUUUUAUCUGUUCCAAGAGAGUCAUUUUGCUACUUGCCUGCGCACAUACUGCAGAGCCCACUUCUGAGACCUGCCUCCUACCUGCUACCUGAAAUCCGCCCUGAAAUUCUGAAACCAAACGGCUGCUUCCUGGGGACUGGCGAUUCAUUUUACAAUUGAAAAUGCAUAUCCUUUUAUGGGUCUCCCAAGAAUCAGGGUUGGGAAACCACAAAAGGAAACAGAAGAGAAAAAGAGUUACAGAAAGUACCAGAUGUUUUAUUAAUAGGAAAGCCAGAAAGAAGACUUUGAAAUGUAUUUGCAUGAGAGUUUAUUUCUAUAUUCUUAUGGGUCACUUCUAUUCUUAGAGACUGUGACUUUCGUCACCCAGGAAUGACUGAAAAAUCACCAACUGAAAGGUAAUUUCGAAUAAGUUAAAAUGCUAUAUUGUAUUGACAGUAUGUAACAAAGCUCUUGUUUGCAUCGCAAAUAAAGAGAUGUUCUGUUUUUAUUUA
Molecule: messenger RNA, 1875 nt
Organism: Odocoileus virginianus texanus
Lineage: Eukaryota; Metazoa; Chordata; Mammalia; Artiodactyla; Cervidae
Gene: SPAAR
Product: small regulatory polypeptide of amino acid response
Source: RefSeq, a predicted model, not a curated record